Aspergillus candidus is the source of this 1523-nucleotide messenger RNA. RefSeq lists its product as uncharacterized. The transcript is spliced from 2 exons. Bases 558 to 1328 code for a protein of 256 amino acids. Lineage: Eukaryota; Fungi; Ascomycota; Eurotiomycetes; Eurotiales; Aspergillaceae. The record is from RefSeq and is a predicted model, not a curated record.
AAUUAAUAGUCCGACCACCGCAAGCCUCAAGCCCCAUCUCAUUUAUCUGCUCCACUAGGCGCCCUGGCACCCCGCAUCAAUCCUUGAUAGGGACUGCCAUUAUUUACCGUCAACAUACCAUAUUCCCGAAUGGGUAUGUAUGUAUGUAUGCAAAGCAUGUUCAGAAUCAAUCGGACGAUUAGGAUAACUAUUAAUUAGUUAGGACCGACCAUGAUCGGGUCGGCAGGACGACACUUAGUAUUGAUUAGUUAGUGCUGGACGCCUGACUAUCCCCCUGCGUUUUGAAUAGGAUCCUUUGAAAUAGGUUAAGAUCAACAGCGACUCAGCCUUGCUGCUAACAAACUUAGCUGACCUUUGCCUAGGGUGUUAUUUCCCUCGUUUUCCUUUCUCUCCAUUUCGUCUGUCGCAUCUCUCACUUCAUAUUGUCCUUUCCAGUUGUAGGCAUACACCGCAACCACCGGUUGGUCCUCACCAGAUAUACAUCUAUCAACCAACCAGCCAACCAGCCAGCCAGCCAAGACAUCAGGAAGAAAAAGAAUAAAAAUAAAGAAUAAAAAAUGCUCGACUACGACCCCCCCAACGCGGGCUUCGCCCUCCGCGCCAAAGACUCCUGUCCCGCCGGCACAGACCCAUGCUACGGAACCUGGGGCGGCUUCGUCUCGUGCUGCCCCGACACCUCCCACUGCUUCAAGUACGAAAACGGGGCGCCGAACUCGUUCUGCUGCCCCGGAAAGUCCAACUGCGCGAAUUUCAUCGAUCCCAAACCGCACUGCGCGAACGAGUCGUGGACGAUGUUCGACAACGACGGCAAGUUCUGCUGCCUCGAGGACCAGUCUGGGUUUUGGACGUCCGAGAAGAACCAUAAUGGCUCUGUUGGGUGUGCGGAUGGGGAUCCCGGGUCGAAUUUGAGGACGUUGCUUAGUCCUGUUGAGCAGACCCUAAUCUCCCCAUCACCAGGCCCAUCCCCAACAUCACCCCCCAAGCCGGAUGACCCCACACCCCCAACUCCCAACCCCAAAGCUCCAGAGGAGCCCCCCAACAACACAGGCGCCAUCGCAGGCGGCGUCGUCGGCGGCGUGGCCGGCGUCGUCCUAAUCAUAGCAGCCAUCCUCUUCAUGCUCCGCCGCCGUCGUCGCCAGAACGACAUGCAGCCCGACAGCAGCAACACCAACGCGCCCCCCGGGUUCGAACCGAUCCCGACGGGCGGUGUUGCCGAGGCGCCUGUGAAGACGUAUCCAGGGUAUGAGGGGCCGAGUGAGUUGGAGAGUAACAAUGCUGCGAAGAGGUUUGAGUUGCAUGAGGAUACGAGGCCGAGUGAGCUGCCUUGAUAGAAUUUUUCUUCUUUCGACCUUUUUUUUAUUUAUUAUUCUUUUUACUUUCUUUUUGGCUGGCUUUCUUUCGACUGGUUCCGGUUUGAAGAUUGGUCCGACUUUUCUUUUAUGGGUUGAGAUGAUUGACUGAUUGGCCCUUUAUGAUACCAUAUUUCUUAUAUCAUGUAAAUAAUACUUGCUUUCUACUGUAUU